CCAACAGAAAAGACGCGUUUUUUUAGCAAUUGUUUGCAGUCAACAUUUUCCCCUUAGAACAAGAACAAUCUCAGGGAAGCCAACUACUACAGAAUCCAAUCUUAACCUACCAGGAACAAUAGCCGAGCACCUUCUUUUUUGUGAUUUUUAAGGAAUUUGUGUGGAAAUUUGAGAGCUUGAAACGGUAUUAAACCCCCUUGGGAUGGUUUUGGCUUGGGAAUGAACGGAAGGGUCUUAUGGAAAACCCAGGAACAACAACGGGUGGCUUGAGCUGUUCUAGCUCUGAUGCGUUAACCACAACUCUCUACAAUUCAAUCCAAGCUCUGGGUCGUGGGUUUGAUGUCACAUCUGAUAUAAGGCUUCUGUACUGCAAGGGAGCACCUGGGUCAAGGUUGGUUCAGCUUGAUGGAGAUCACACCAGGAAACUUUAUGUCUCCGAUGGGGUUGUGCUGCCAAAUGUGCCCACUGAUAUUGAGGGCUCGACGGGUAAGAGGAGCAUCGCGAGACUGCCGGUUUGCAGUUUUCACGAGAUGGCAGAAUUUUUUAAUGAGAAAUGUGGUAUAUCAGGACAUAUACCACUUGGAAGUUUCAAUGCCAUGUUCAAUUUCACUGGUUCUCGGCAAGUCGAUGCAGCAGCUACAAAAUCCCUUGCAAUGGUUGGAUAUUUCAUACCCUUAUAUGAGGUCAAGUUAGCAAAGCUGAACUUAGUUCUGCAUGAGGAAAUCAAACGUGCUGUUCCUUACUCUUGGGAUCCUGCAUCUUUGGCUAGUUUCAUUGAAAAUUAUGGUACCCAUAUUGUUACUUCUGCAACGGUUGGUGGAAGAGAUGUUGUAUACAUCAGACAGCAUCAAUCAUCUUCUUUGUCAGUCUCUGACAUUGAGAACUAUGUCAAAGAUAUUGGAGAUCAUAGGUUUAUGGACUCAACAGGCGAGUCAAGUGCUGGGCCCUUAAAAUACAAGGAUAAGGAUGUUACAGUCAUUUUUAGGAGGAGAGGAGGUGAUGAUCUUGAGCAGAGUCCUGACAGGUGGGCAGAGACUGUAAGGUUGGCACCAGAUGUGAUUAACAUGACAUUUACACCUAUUGUUUCUCUUCUUGAAGGAGUGCCUGGUAUAAAGCAUUUAGCCCGUGCAAUUGACCUGUACCUGGAGUGUAAGUUCUCUAAUAAUUACAUACCUUCCAAUUCCAGUUCUGAAGUUGUUGUCCACCUACAAUGCAUUCAUCAUGUGUUCUUUCAAGGUAUUUCUUUGGUUAAAUGCCAUUUUUAGUCUCUGAACAUUUAAUUUUGAACAUUUUUAGUGCCUAAACUGUGAAAAAGGCACUUUUUUUGUUCUUCCGGCAGUUAGUCAUUAAAUCUGUCCAUAUAUGCACAUUUUUAGUCAUUGUCGUGUAUGAGUUCAAGUACUAAAAAUGUGCAUGUAUU
Rubroshorea leprosula is the source of this 1420-nucleotide messenger RNA. Lineage: Eukaryota; Viridiplantae; Streptophyta; Magnoliopsida; Malvales; Dipterocarpaceae. The record is from the annotation of a GenBank genome assembly.